CUGAUCGACAGAGCGGUGAAGGUUCUGGACCAGAUGCCUCCGUAUGAUACCCAUAAGAUUGGAGUGGUGUUUGUCGGAGCUGGACAGGUAUUCAACGAGGUGUCCAUCCUGUCCAAUGAGUAUGGUUCUAACCGCUACGCUGGCUUCCUGACCGGUCUGGGGAAGCUGAUCCACCUGAAGGACUGUGAUCCAGACCAGAUCUUCCUGGGGGGUCUAGACCAGUAUGGAGAUGAUGGGGAGUUUACCUACUGCUGGCACGAUGACAUCAUGCAGGCCAUCUUCCACAUAGCCACCCUGAUGCCCAACAGAGACAGUGAUAAGGGCUGCUGUAACAAGAAGAGACACAUCGGAAACGACUUUGUUAUGGUGGUUUACAACGACUCAGGAGAGGAGUACAAACUGGGGACCAUCAAGGGUCAGUUUAACUUUGUUGAGGUGAUCAUUAAGCCUCUGGACUACGGAAGUAACCUGGUCACCCUGCAGUGCAGGAAAGAUCUGGAGGGUCUAGUUGACACCAGUGUAGUGAAGAUCGUCUCAGACCAAAACCUUCCAUUGCUGGUACGACAGAUGGCCCUACACGCUAACAUGGCAUCUCUGGUCCACCAGUACAGAGCAAACCCUUCUGAUGCCUACGCCUCCAAGUGGCUGGCCAGACUACGACACAUCAAGAGACUCCGGACAAGGGCCCAGGAGGAGAUCCAGUCUCGUCCCACCCCCGGUAUCUCUCUGACCCAGAGCCACUCCUCCCAGACCAAACAGUCCUCCUACCAGCAGGUCAGUGGUGGAGGCUCCAACACGGACUCCUCCGGACAGAGGAAGAGACUGGUCUCCACCGUGGACGACUUCACCGACUUCGUCUGAGCCUUGAGGACGCCUUCCCAGUGUCAAAUGUCUAUACUAGUAUACUACUGCGGGUCAAAUGGCACCCUACACCCUAUAUAGUGUGCUACUGUUGACCAGAGUCAUAUGGACCAUGGUCAACUGUAGUGCACUAUAUAGGGAAUAGGGUGCCAUUUCACACAUAGUAUGCAUCCCCAAUACAUUGGUUUCAUACUAUGUAGUAUGCUAGUAUGGAUAUUGUAACUGAGUGAUAUUUCUGAUACUGUUUCCGGUCCCCCUGCUCAAGGCAGACGUUGCCUCCCUCACCACAGAUCUAGGAUCAGGUUAUCCAAGUGGUUCUAAUGUCCACUAGCAGGAGGAUAAUAAAACACCUGAUCCUAGAUCUGUGUUUAGUCAGGGACAACAUUGACCUGCUUUCGCUCUUUCUCUCUUGAUACACACACACACACCGGGUGAAUAACUUCCUGCUUUCUACCGAUAUGAUUUGACGAUUCUCUCCCAGACAUUUGUCUUGACAAGCUGAUGUGGCCUUGUGGCUUUUAAUCAAACUGCUCCCAUGAAUUCGUUGUGAUGCUGAUGAGAUGACCGAUACAGAUGGUGCUGCCUCACUAACGCUGCGUCCCUAUUGUCUUUCUAAUACUCUGUGCUUGACCAGGGCACGUGGGCUCUGUCUAAAGUAGUGCACUAUGUAGGGGGAAUAGGGUGCCAUUUGGAACGCAGAGAAUGACCCCCCCGUGGCUUACACAGCCGACGCACACCCUUUCAUCCCUCUUCUCCUUUCCUUCUCUCAUCCCCUCGCAAAACCACUCAGAAGGAAGUAUGGUGAAUGAGAAACACGACAUUUGAAAGCUGUGUGUGUGUACAGAAUAAACACAACAAAUAGCCAA
Messenger RNA from Oncorhynchus gorbuscha (pink salmon), 1727 nucleotides. RefSeq names its product tuberin-like. Gene Ontology annotation, molecular function: GTPase activator activity. The record is from RefSeq and is a predicted model, not a curated record. NCBI's taxonomy places the organism in Eukaryota, Metazoa, Chordata, Actinopteri, Salmoniformes, Salmonidae. The annotation marks the transcript as partial. The transcript has 7 exons. Gene Ontology annotation, cellular component: TSC1-TSC2 complex; cytoplasm; nucleus. Gene Ontology annotation, biological process: regulation of small GTPase mediated signal transduction; positive regulation of GTPase activity; regulation of cell cycle.